UAUAGGGACAAUCACCUUGUAAAUAUUUUUUUUUUACCUUAUUAUUAUUGUGCUCCGAGGCCAAUGCAUAAUCGGUUUUAUGAAAAUAUUUUUUAGCAAUCGUUAGCAAGUUAGUAUGUUUAAUAGAUCUGACGUGUGGAAGUCGGUUGGGUCUUGCCUUGGAGAAUUUGAAGGCUUCAAUGUUAUGGUUUCGAGAAGGCCUGAAUAAUUAACACUUCAUAAUGAGCUAUGCUGAAAAGCCAGAGGAUAUAACACAAGAGGAAUGGAUGGAGAAGCUGAACAAUGUCCAUGUUCAACGUGCAGACAUGAAUCGACUCAUCAUGAACUACUUGGUGACAGAGGGUUUUAAGGAGGCAGCAGAGAAAUUCAGGCUGGAAUCAGGCAUUGAGCCAAGUGUGGACCUGGACUCGCUAGACGAGAGGAUAAAGAUCAGAGAGAUGAUUCUGAAAGGGCAGAUUCAGGAGGCUAUUGCACUGAUCAACAGUCUGCAUCCUGAACUUCUAGAUACUAACCGCUACCUUUACUUCCAUCUCCAGCAACAGCACCUGAUCGAGCUGAUCCGCCUGCGGGAGACGGAGGCAGCGCUGGAGUUUGCGCAGACGCAGCUGGCCGAGCAGGGCGAGGAGAGCCGGGAAUGCCUGUGCGAGAUGGAGCGCACGCUGGCACUGCUGGCAUUCGACAACCCGGAGGAGUCACCCUUCGGUGACCUCCUGAACAUGAUGCAGAGACAGAAGGUUUGGAGUGAGGUAAACCAAGCUGUGCUGGACUAUGAGAACAGGGAGUCGACGCCCAAACUUGCUAAACUCCUGAAACUUCUGCUGUGGGCUCAGAAUGAACUGGACCAGAAGAAGGUCAAGUACCCUAAAAUGACUGAUCUUAGCAAGGGUACCAUUGAGGAGCCCAAGUGAAGAAUACACAAGAACUGCUCAUUGCUAGCUUUCUGUGGGAAACCAAAUGGACGUUUUCCUUCCACUUUCACUAUUUAUACUCAGUCAGUGACUGACACUUAAAUAUACCUUUUUUGUUUAGCAUAAUUGUUAUUGCUUAUCAGAGACUUUUGCAUUAAAAGGGUUGUGCAAAUGGGAAUGUUUGAAUUGUAAAUGCGACUUAUGGAGAAAAUGGGAACACUUUUUAAUGCAGAGAAACUUUUAUGAUUUUGUUACCUCUAUAUUUGACUUGGUGAAAAGAAUUGAAUUCUAUCCAUUCUGUUUUGCAGAUAAUUACUUUUCUGUGUCUUUUGUCAAUGAAUGUUCAUGAACUGUAUGCAAUGUUCAGAGCUCUUUAGACAGGUUUGGAUGUGGACUAACUUAGUCCUGGACUUUUUGGUAAAUGAUCAGGAUGGCUUAUGGUAUAGAAAAUGGCUUUUGUUAGGCUCAUUUACCUCAAAUGUUGAGGCUCUGUGUCCACUGUAUUUUGAAGCUUUAUAUACAUUAGUUUCAAUAGGACAGUGGAUUGAUUGUGUAAUGGUGGAACUUGGCUUCCACACCUUUAUUUGCAGUGCAAAAGAUUGUGAAGAUAACCAUUUUGUAAAUGUUCUGUAGGGUGCACAAAGAGGGAACAUCUGCUCUGUGAAUAUUUCAUUGCAUUGUAAUGUUUGUUUUCUACUGUUGCAUCUUAUUGUAGUAUCAUUGCUGUCGACAUAUUCAAUAACGUAAUUUAUAGAGAAUACAGAGUUAAAUUUAGUGAGUUUUUGAAGUCAGAAGCUUUACUGCGGUAAAAGGUUUUGAAGUUCCUGUACAUCUCUAUAUUAUUAAAGGUGUUUGGUGCUAGUAUUACUGCAGAACAUACCGAUGGACGCUACAUUCAUCAUGUGGGUUAUGAGAAUAAAAGGCCGCAGUCCUUUUCCACAA
Messenger RNA from Electrophorus electricus (electric eel), 1850 nucleotides. RefSeq names its product GID complex subunit 8 homolog b (S. cerevisiae) (gene gid8b). The record is from RefSeq and is a predicted model, not a curated record. NCBI's taxonomy places the organism in Eukaryota, Metazoa, Chordata, Actinopteri, Gymnotiformes, Gymnotidae. Gene Ontology annotation, molecular function: protein binding.